AUGCAACUACUUACCCUUUCACUCCAUUCUUUAACCUUAGCCGCUCUGGGAGCGACUAUUUAUUUAUAUUAUUAUACUGCUUUUUGUGGAUGGAAAUGGAAAGAUUCCGAGACACGGAUGCUUUUCUUGGCUGAUCCACAAAUUGAAGGGGAUUCAAAAGUAAGAAAACAAGGAAUAAGAGGAGAAAUUGAUUUGAUCGCCAAUGACAUUUUUAUUCGACAUGUAUAUACAUCAUUUGUAUCUCCAUAUUCAUUAUUCACACCAAAACCGACACAUUCAAUAAUACUUGGUGAUUUAUUUUCAAGUCAAUGGAUUAAUGAUCAAGAAUUUGAGAGAAGGGUAAAGAGAUAUAAAUGGAUAUUUGGUGAUCCUAGAGGGGAAUAUAAACAUGAAUUUAUAAAUUUAACAGGGAAUCAUGACAUUGGGUAUAGUAGAGAUAUAACAAAACAUAGGGUGGAUAGGUGGGAAAAGGAAUUUGGUAAAAUGAGUUUUAAUAGAUGGAUUCCUUCUAAAGAACAAAUCUUGUCGACCUACAACAUAGAUGAAGAUAAUAAGAAAUAUCAUAGAUUAGCCGUUAUAAAUUCUAUGAAUAUAGAUGAACGUGAACAAGAGAAUUAUCAAACACCAUUAAUUUUAUUACUGCAUAUACCAAUAUUUAAAAAAGGUGGAUUAUGUGUUGAUGGUCCAAUGACUGUAGUAGAUGAGCAUGAAUUCAUUAUAGAACAAAAUCAUCUAUCAUAUAAUGCAUCAAAAUUCAUUCUUACUAAACUCAAGCCUAAAUUUAUAUUUGCAGGACAUGAUCAUGAAGGAUGUGAUAUUACACAUGUUAUACAUAUGAAUAAUGAUGGGGAUUAUUCCUUGGAAGCUUAUAGAACUUUUGAUUUUGAAGCAAGAAAAAAAGAAUCUGGUUAUUUGGAUGGUAAAAGGACAUGGGUUAUUAGAGAAAUUACUGUUAGAUCAGUUAUGGGUGAAUUUGGAGGAAAUGCUGGAUUAUUUGAGAUUCAUAAAAAAAGAAAAGAUAAUGGAAAUGAAGUUAGAUCAAAAACAAAAAUUACAAACAAAAAGUAA
Molecule: messenger RNA, 1068 nt
Organism: Diversispora eburnea
Lineage: Eukaryota; Fungi; Glomeromycota; Glomeromycetes; Diversisporales; Diversisporaceae
Source: the annotation of a GenBank genome assembly